AUGAAGAGCGCAGCCCACGAGCCGAUCCGCUUCAUCAUGACCUGCAUUCGACGUUCGUACUCGGAGCCUCCUUCUUCGUUCUUUCACGGUCCCGUUCAUGAGCCCGUGGGCGAGAGGCGGGACAAACCCCCUAUCCGGUUCAUUCAGCAGAAACAAAGAUGCGGCAAUGCAUACAGAGGCUCAGGGAAACGUGGUUGCUGCGGAAGCUUCAUCUCGAGUAUCUUCGCAACCGAGGUCUGGCUUCUAUUGUUCGUACAACACUUUUUGGCACUUGUCGUCGCCCCCCAGCAGCCAUUGAGUGAGGACCAUGACUUACCUGGUCCACACCAGCAGAACCUCUCAGCAACGCAGCUUGCUACUACGCUUGUAUCGAUCCGACCAGUCACAUCUUUGUCCGCCAAGUCUGGCCAAGCCGACUGCUCCCAUUUGAAUUCUUCCAUGCCUGGCCCGUCCAACACCUUUGAAGGGACGGAGCGCUCGGCUUAG
Messenger RNA from Pseudozyma hubeiensis SY62, 486 nucleotides. RefSeq lists its product as hypothetical. The record is from RefSeq and is a predicted model, not a curated record. The transcript has a single exon. Lineage: Eukaryota; Fungi; Basidiomycota; Ustilaginomycetes; Ustilaginales; Ustilaginaceae. The coding region runs from base 1 to 486 and encodes 161 amino acids.